Macrobrachium nipponense is the source of this 7508-nucleotide messenger RNA. RefSeq names its product paired amphipathic helix protein Sin3a-like (gene Sin3A). Gene Ontology annotation, biological process: negative regulation of transcription by RNA polymerase II. NCBI's taxonomy places the organism in Eukaryota, Metazoa, Arthropoda, Malacostraca, Decapoda, Palaemonidae. Bases 677 to 5371 code for a protein of 1564 amino acids. The record is from RefSeq and is a predicted model, not a curated record. Gene Ontology annotation, molecular function: transcription corepressor activity. Gene Ontology annotation, cellular component: Sin3-type complex; chromatin. The transcript is spliced from 25 exons.
GACACACGUUCUGUCUCGUCCCCAGCUGUUCUCUCUCCUGUCGUAACCACGUAGGCCUAAUAUGAGCGAGAGAGAAAGGACGAUGAUGUCUUGUAGCUCGGCGGAAUUUGCCUAGAAUUGUGGGUUAAAGUGAUCUAGUGAACUUGAAAAUACUUUGGAAAGUUUAUUGAAGAUACAGUGCAUGCUGCAAAGAAAUCUGUGCGAGUUGGACGUUCCAAUAACUGAGAAAUCGCUUACUCUUGUGGUGGAAAAAAAGGAGUCCGGUUGUAUGACAAAGUCCGGCGGGGUUUAGCGUGGCGUUAUGAAGUGAAACCUCCUGAAAAGCACUUUCAUAUUAAACUUCCUGUAUUCCGGAUCGUAAUUUAACCAUUGAAAACCAGGUGUUCGUCUAGGAAACGGAAUGAAAUAGUUAUGUGAUCGCCCAAGCCAGAAAAUGGAGGAGGUAGUUGUGGAGUGGGAGUAAAGGGUGUGGAGUGGAGUUUUUGGGGUGGGGACUCUUCAACCACCGCUCUCUCGUCUUCUCGCCACCCAUUUGGAUUGACCUCUGAAUUAAAAAGAAGGGUGAGAAACUGAUGCAGCAUAUACGACGAAUGUAGAAUAUCGCGGUCAUAGUACUUCUGCAGUGCUGAUGAAAUUGAAGAAAUCAAGACUCGACUAAGGUGUAAUGUAGUGCGAUAUGAAGAGGCGCAUUGAUACCGGAGGCCGCGGUGAGGCAGCAUCAGGCAUUGUCAGCACAGGGGGCAUUGCCCAGGGGGGGCAAGGGGUAGGUGGCCCUGGAGGGGUCAGUGGAGGCCCAGGCUACAUAAGGGGUCCUAGCCUAGCCCAACUUGGAGUGCGUCCCAGCCAAUCUAAUACACCUAUUACUGUGCCUGUCACAGGCACUGGGGCACCAGUACCAGUUGUACCAGUACCUGCCACCACAGCUGGCCCUGGUGUAGGAGUUGCACCAGUUCAUGAUCAUCAAACUCAUAAUACUUCACAGACAGGUUAUGCCAGUGGUAAAAUCGACAUGCAUACUGUCCACCACUCGGUACCAGCUUAUUCAGCAAAUUUGGCAACUGCACCUGCUUCCCAGGGCGGUGGGCUGGCGGGCGUGGUGGAGGGACGUGCUGUAGGUGGAACGGGGGGGCUUGGGGCCCCAAGUGGAGUAGGUCCACCCCCCUCUGUCCUCCAGCAUGUGACUACCCACUCCCAGAUGCGCCAUAAGGUGUCAGGUAUGAGCAGUGCAAAUGUUGUCCACCAGAAUGCAGCAGCAGUUGGUGCUGUUGCAGCAGCAGCAGCAGCUGGGGCCACCCAAGGAUCUGGUCAGUUCCAAAGGUUAAAAGUGGAAGAUGCGCUUUCCUACUUAGAUCAGGUAAAACUAAGGUUUGGCAAGCAACCUCAAGUGUACAAUGACUUUCUGGAUAUUAUGAAGGAAUUCAAGUCCCAAUCCAUUGACACCCCAGGCGUCAUUGCAAGAGUCUCACAGCUGUUCAGAGGACAUCCAGAGCUCAUUGUUGGCUUCAACACCUUUCUUCCGCCCGGCUACAAAAUUGAGGUGCAAGGGAAUGAGCAGGUGAAGGUAAGUGUAAGUGUUCCUGGUCAGCAGACAACGGUGGUCCACACUCCGCAGGGUGUGCAGCAUCACAUCACUCCAACUCACCAUCCCCCACCUCCACCACCGCCAGCUGUAACAGUUAAGCCUCCACAUCAUCCACCACCACCCAGAUCGGCUCUCCAGUCAAGCUGUAUAGCACCCCACACUGGCCCAAAUCUAGUUGGUACACAUGGAGUGCAUAAUAUUAGCAGUUCCGGGACUGGAGGGACUGGGCCAGGCUCUGGUGCUGGUGCUGGCACUGGAACCAAUUCUGGAAGUGGAACUACUUCAGUAGUUGGCACAGGUGGCAGUCAAGUCACAAGCAGUGUUGGUGUGGGUGCCACCACUCCUACUGGCACGAAUGCAAAUGCUAGUGCUAAUUCCACUACAGGUAGUGUUAGUGGUAGCCAGCAUUCCACUAAUACAGCCCCUCAGCAUCCUAGCCGUGAGCCUCAGCCACCUCCCCCGCAUCACCACCACCACCAUCAGCCACCUGCACAGCCUGUAGAGUUCAAUCAUGCUAUUAACUAUGUCAAUAAAAUUAAGUUGCGUUUUCAAGGUCAGCCAGAUAUAUACAAACAGUUUUUGGAGAUACUACACACUUAUCAAAAGGAACAGAGACAUUUGAAGGAAGGGGGAAAUGCACCAACAAGAACACUAACAGAAACAGAAGUGUAUGAAAAGGUUGCAAAACUUUUUGAGAAUCAAGAGGAUUUGUUGCAAGAAUUUGGUCAGUUCCUUCCGGAUGCUACAAAUAACUCUGCAGCACAAGCUGCAGUCUCUGAUUUCAUGGAUCAGUACCGAACUCAUCAUGGGGGUAACAAGAGUGUUACAAAUGAUCAUACUACAAUUAAGAAGUCCAACAAGAGUAGUGUUACUAUUGGGUCAGGCAAUAACCUAGUCAGUAACGCUGGGAACACACCCAAUAAGACAUCUCCUAUGUUUGGCCACCAACUCAAACGACCGCAUUCUGGUCCAACCCAGAGUCAUACUCACACCCAUGCACAUUCCCAACCACCAGUGAAGAAGCCUAAACUUGGUUACCUUAAAGACAUGAGUGCUGCAGAGGCGGGCAAAUAUGCAACACUUGCCGAAUAUGCAUUCUUUGACCAGGUGCGGAAGGCACUUCGUCAUGAGGAGCCCUACCAUAAUUUUCUUCGUGUCAUCACUAUGUACAAUGAAGAGAUCAUAACAAGAUCAGAAUUGGUGCAGCUAGUCCACCCUUUCCUUGCCAAAUUUCCAGAUCUUCUCAAGUGGUUUAAGGAUUUUGUUGGUUACCGAGAAGGAGCCGCUGGUAAUUCAGAUAUCAUACCAUCAACUGUAGCAAAACAAGAAAGAAUAAGUGGAGACUUGGCAAUGGAAAUAGAUUAUACAACAUGCAAGAGAUUGGGAGCUUCAUAUUGUGCCCUUCCGAAGACCUACCCCCAACCCAAAUGCUCAGGGAGAACAAGUCUUUGUAGAGAAGUGCUGAAUGACACUUGGGUUUCUUUCCCAUCUUGGUCAGAAGACUCCACUUUUGUAACCUCGCGAAAAACACAGUACGAAGAAUACAUUUAUCGUUGUGAAGAUGAAAGAUUUGAGCUUGAUGUUGUGAUAGAGACAAAUUUAACAACAAUGAGAGUAUUGGAGGGUGUGCACAAAAAACUCCAACGAAUGAGUCCAGAAGAAGCUGCUAGAUUUCGUUUGGAUGAUAGUUUAGGCGGGAACUCUCCGACAAUACACCAGCGAGCUAUUCGAAGAAUAUAUGGUGAUAAGGCUCCAGACAUUCUUGAUGGCUUGAAAAAGAAUCCUGUUGUAGCAGUGCCUUUGGUUUUAAGAAGAUUAAAAGCUAAGGAUGAAGAAUGGAGAGAAGCUCAAAAAGGUUUUAACAAGAUCUGGAGAGAACAGAAUGAGAAGUAUUAUUUAAAAAGUCUUGAUCACCAGGGCAUCACGUUUAAGCAGAAUGAUAUCAAAACAAUACGAUCUAAAAGUCUUCUGAAUGACAUAGAGACCCUUUUUGAUGAGCGUCAUGAGCAAGCAGAAGAAAGCGGAGAAGUAAUAACAGGGCCUCACAUGGUACUCCAUUACCCUGACAAGUCAAUACUUGAUGAUGCAGCUAAUUUGGUUAUUCAUCAUGUGAAAAGGCAAACUACGUAUCACAAGGACGAUAAGGCUAAAAUCAAGCAGUUAGUGAGGCAUUUUGUUCCAGAUUUGUUGUUUCAUCCAAGGCAAGAGAUGUCUGAUGAUGAGAGGGAUAUGGAAGAUGAGGAAGAUAACAAAAGUGAAGAGAAAUUUGAAACUACUCGUCGUGAUGUAAAAGGCCGUGAGUGUAAGCAAGCUCCUGUCAAUCCUUGUCCAACUACGAACAAUAAGAGAAAAACUAGAAGAGGGAAUGAUGUAGAGAAAGACAUUGAUAUAAAAAAGGAAAUCCCUGAAAACUUCAACAACAACAAUGUGGGUAAUAAAGGAAGGACACUUAAUGGUGAUGCCACAGAAGAUGAGAAAAUUAGCAUAAAAACGGAAGAUGAAAAAGAUAUUAAACUUGAACCUGGCAUUAUUGGUAAUGGAAACCUAGAGUCGGAUGAUGAAUAUAGAUUAUUUAUGUGCAACAACAAUUGGUACCUAUUCCUUCGGCUACAUCAGAUUUUAUGCUGCCGUCUAACAACAAUGUAUGAACAUGCUGUCAGAAUAGCAGCUGAAGAAGCGAAAGAUAAAAAAGAACGAAAAGAAGCAACUGCUGUUGCACUGAGACUUAAGCCUAAAAAUGAAUUGGCUGUUGAAGAUUAUUACCCUGCAUUGCUAGACAUGAUAAAAAAUGUCUUGGAUGGCAAUCUAGAGCCAACGGCUUAUGAAGAUACACUUCGUGAAAUGUUUGGAAUUCAUGCCUUCACUGGUUUUACACUUGAUAAGGUUGUUACGGGUGCAGUUAGACAACUUCAGCAUUUGGUCUGUGAUGAUCCACCUUUGCAGUGCACUGCUGCUUACUUAAUGGAAGCGAAAAGAGGGGCUGCAGGCGGUCCUGUUGCGUCAGCACAUAGAAGACUGAAUUUAGAGCAGUCAUAUCAGAAAAGACUGGAAAGACAAUUACAGGAUGAAAAUUGCUUCAAAAUAUAUACGUACAAGAAAAAUUGUAGAAUGACCAUCGAGUUGAUAGACACUGAGAUUGAAGAAGAAGAAAAUUCAGGAACUGGUAUGGGCCAUAGUACAACAGCUUCGAAUCAUCCAGCCAUUCCACCUGCAGUUGCAGAAGUAGAAAGAUGGAGUGAAUAUGUUGAGAAAUACGUUUCUUCUGUUGCACCUCAGAUGUCUCCUUCCAUGCAAGCACAGCUGUCACGAAAACCAGUUUUCCUACCUCGCAACCUUCGCUCUUGGAGAAAGUUAACAGCUGCAUGGCAAACUAAUCAGGAGAUGGAUAAGCGCAGUUGUACAGACGAUAUUAAACCACCAGUGUGUCCAGAAAUGGAGAUUCUUGAUAAUACGCAGUGCAAAUUUAACUUGUCUUCAUAUAAGAUGGUGUUCGUUGUUAAUAGUGAUUCUUAUAUGUACAAGAAGCAAGCUCUUAAAAGAGCAAAGCAAAGUCACGAGCAUGUAAGUAAACGCAUGCAUAUGGGUCUUACUUCGUGGCACAGUGAUUGGUGCUCAAAACAUGUUACAGAGGCAAGUCAGCGCUCUGCGACAGACUGGUUUCUGGGUCAUACUGAAGGUUUACGACCUAAUAAUACGAGAGUCGUGCGUGUGGAUGACCCCUCCCGACCUCCCUUUGCACCCUACAAUAAGUACAAGUGUGAACUCGAUGAAAGUGGAGGCGGCUCCUAACGUGUGGUGUCAAGUCUCUUCUUGGCCCUAUGUAGAGUGUGACUCGCACGGGGUGAGGUAGAGAAAGUGCAAGUGUUAUUGGAGGAGACAUUGGGAUCGUCCUUUGCAUGUCUCCCCCACUGUGAGAGCUGUGACUUAAUGAAAACUUAGUGCAAGUGGAGUGGAUGUCACCUCUAAGUACAAGUUUGUAGCAGGGCUGGUGGUGUGGUCUAAGCAUGGCAGCAAUUAAUCGCUAGAACUCUGAAACUGAUGAAGUGUGGGAGGGGGACAACUUGGAUAAUCUAAUCCAUAUUUAUGGUGGAGCUGAAAAUAUUUUCUCAUUUAUCAAGUAAACUUUGAACAGUUUAUCUUGUAAACUUUCUGAUUUAUAGUAACAAGUGAUAGUGAGCAGCAGCAACCAAACUGAUCCAAAUGAAUCAUUGAUGUGCCUCAAGUAAUGCCUGUCAGUACAAUGUAGUAUUAAAUGCAGACUGCAGCAUUAAAGCAUAUACCGGUGACCAGCGUUGCCCCACUGUAAGACAUAACCACUCGCCACCAUCUGUAAAGCUGCAUGUUGUCCACAGCACAAAGUUGCUACAAAAUUUUUGCAACAAGGCUAAUCCAUUGUUUUGUUGCUGGGACCUAGAUCAUGGACUCUUCAGUUGAGCCAGUUGUACAAUUGAAUGAUAAUUAUAUUUAUAGGAUGUACAGAUGAUCUGAUUUACAUUUUGUUAAUAAAAUAAUUCCUUUGUAAGACGGGAUUGAGGGGAGAUGAGGAUGAGGGCCGUGAAGGGAGGGGGGAACAAGUGUUUUCAAGCCAAAUCUUUUUCUAGACAAAGGGUGAAUAUCCCAACUAUCCUUAUUUAUUAUGGAAUGUGUAAAUAAUAGUGUAUAUGUAAUCAGGGAUAUGAGUUAUAAGUUAAGAGACUUGAUAUCUGUAAAGGUAUUCAAGCUGUAAAGAAAUAUUUACUGUAUACAUGUGUAAAGUAAUAGAUAUUUAAGUGUUCCAAAGCCUUCAACUAAUAUUCAAAUGUGCACACAAAUAUAAAUGCACACAAAACACAUGCAACACAAUUUGUUGAAGUUUCUAUUCUCCCCAGUAUGUACUGUAAAUAUAAAGGAAAAAUAGAAAAAUCACAAAUCUAAAGAAGUUUGAACUUUGGCCAUAAAUCUUUAUUUUAUGCUAUCCAGAACCCUCAUCUCUCCUCCCAGAUUCUGGACGUCUCAAAAAAGUAAAAAAAUAUACUGCCGCGGCCUAGAUGACACUAUUUAGCUUUAAGAAGUCACUUUGGCAUGGGUGUGCGCAUAACUGCCAGGAAAUAAAACCAACAAUAACUUGAACAGUGUGGGGCAUUACACACAGACAAAAACCAUUGGCCUCUUCCAUGGCAUUGACAGUUGCUGUCAAUGAGCAAGCCUGAGUCAGGCUAUCUUUGAGGUUGUGAAAUUAUACAGUACGUAGUGGGUAUUGGCAGCUGAGAUGGAGACUGGAAGCUUGCAUUAUCAUACCAUCAAGAUGUUAUGCACUUCAUAUAUUUCAAACUUACUUCUGUGUUGUAAUUUUAUUUAAACUUUUUUUUUUUUUUUUUUUUUUUUUUUAUUCCGGUUUCAGUUUUCACAACUAUUUUUUUCCAAUUUGUAUGAGUUGUUUCAUUUAUUAAGUUGGCCAGAUUGUAAUAGCAUGUGACUAUUAACAUGAGAGAACCAGCACCAGCAAGAUGUUCUUGUUACAGGGAAAGGAACUUGGCUAUGCAAACACCAAUAACUGAAGUUAGGUUUGUUCAGAAUAGCUUUGUAUUAGUAACUUCUGAGUGUCUAGACAAAUUACUUGAUAAUUAUAAAGCCACCCAGAGGAAAUUCUGCUUCAAUAUAGUAUUCCUCCCUUUUUCAGUGGACUCGUUUAUAUGUAAUUACACAUAGUUGACCACAUUGUACAAGUCCAUGGUAGGAUUUCAAAUUGUUUCAUUGUUAAAUCAGGCCACAAGUUACAGUUAGUAUUUAGUAUUUUGCCAUUGAAGCAAACAUCUAGGGACUAGGCAGGGUUUUAUAAGUGCAUUUGAUUUCUUGAGGUAACUCAUUUUUGUACCUGUAAAUUUCCUUGUAAUGUGAUGUAGAGGGAAUUCUAGAGUAAUUGAUUUUAAAAUAUAAAUUUUGGAAA